Messenger RNA from Procambarus clarkii (red swamp crayfish), 513 nucleotides. Lineage: Eukaryota; Metazoa; Arthropoda; Malacostraca; Decapoda; Cambaridae. The record is from RefSeq and is a predicted model, not a curated record.
AUGGGACAUCAUGAGCAUAGCUCUCAUCCUGAUAACAAGCCAGAGGAAUGUUCAGUGUGUUUUAACGAUUAUGAUGACAAUCAGCUACGGCCUCGCAAUCUGCCGUGUGGCCACACAUUCUGCUCCCAGUGUAUUAACAAUGCUAUCAAGAAUGGUCAGCUGUCCUGCCCCAGCUGCCGUGGCCAGCACGCUGCCACAGCCUCUACUCAGUUCCCAAUUAGCUAUGCUGUGGAGGCUUUUGUUAGGAAACUCAAAAAUACCCAGCUAACAACUGAGGAAGUAGUGCCAGCAAAACAUUAUGAAGGUCCCGCCAGAGGCAUCAGUAAGACAUUACGUUCCCUGGUGCAGGAGCAGAAGAGCAUCAUCAGCAGCCUCAUUACUAGCUGUGAAGAGGUCAUAUCACAAGAUAUUGAGUUGCGUUUUGAGGAGAGGAAGUUUGUUCCUAGGUUUAUCGAGGUUCCCCAAGUUCUACUUCUGACUUUCCUUAACAUACAAUCUAAAAUAGUUGUCUAA